Cladocopium goreaui is the source of this 3825-nucleotide messenger RNA. The record is from the annotation of a GenBank genome assembly. NCBI's taxonomy places the organism in Eukaryota, Dinophyceae, Suessiales, Symbiodiniaceae.
AUGGAGUUCUUGAGCUUCGCUCUCUUGAUUCUUUCUUUUGCUGCAGGUGAGGAAGUGCAGGACUUCCCAGAAAGCUGCCAGAAAGAACUGCAAUUGGGUUCCAAGAAAUACCGAGUCACUUCUCGUACGGUCAUCCACCAGAGCUGCAGCAUCCACGGAGACGUAGAGGUGGAACUCCAUGCACCGCUGCUCUUUGAUGCUGUAGAGCUUCAUGGAAGUGUCACUUUUUUGGCCACGGCUUCGUUUCAUGAGGCCUGUUUGAGUGUGGCUGGCCCAAUGAAGAUCCAUGGGUCGGUCGAGUUCCGCAGCUGUCGCAACAAUGCGACUGGAAGUCCAGGAGGUGCUGUUUAUGUCGGAGGAGAUCUUCAUGUGGAUGGUUCUGCUCGAUUCCAAAACUGCCAUGCAGAAUCGGCUGGUGGUGCAAUCUAUGUGGAUGGAGAUUUCUGGCAGUCAGGUGGUACCAUGCAAUUCGACAACUGCUCAGCUGAAAAUGGUGGAGCUCUUUCUGUCCAUGGUGGACUUCAGCAGUCAGGUGGAACCUUAUCCUUUGGAGGUUGCUCAGCAAGGAAAUGGGGCGGAGCAAUUCACCUUGAGGGGGAUCUUCAGCAUUCAGGUGGCUCUGUCAACGUUCACGAUUGCACAGCUUCGGAAGGCGGUGGUCUAUACCUGAAGGAGCACAUUGUGGAUUGGACCGCUGGUUCUAUGUUCGCGUCCAACUGCUCAUCAUCUCGCGGAGGUGCAAUGGUGGCCAAGAGCCUUGUGCAGUCUGGGGGUCAGCUGGAUUUUGAAAGUUGCGGUGCAUCAAUUGAAGCUGGAGUACUCCACUUGCAGCAGGACCUCAAUCAGACAGCAGGAAGCAUGUCCUUCAAGGGUGGCUUUGCAGCAGCCCGUGGUGGUUGUGCAAUCAUAGAGAAUAGAUUUUGGCAGAUGGGUGGCAGCAUGCUUUUCUCAAAUUGCACUAGUCAGAGAAGCCACGGUGGCGCCAUCCACGUUGGUCAUCGUGGUUUUGGAGGGCUGAAGGCAUCAGGCAAGCUGACCUUCCGUGGCUGCAGUAGCAACAGCGGGGGAGCCAUCAAGGUGACUGCAGGUGGUGCUGAAUUUUCGAACGGCACCUUCCUCUUCGAGGAUUGCAUUGCAGAUACGGGCGGAGCUGUCAGCGUCAGCGCUGGUCAUUUCAUCCACAGCUCCGGCUCUAGCACCUUCAGUCGUUGCAGGGCUUUGACGUCGGUUGGUGGCGCUUUGAAAGUGGAGGGUGCGCAAUCGUUGUUUAAGAUGCGCGGUGGCUCCAUGCGAUUCUCAGAUUGCUGGGCCUUUUCCAAUGGCGGAGCGUUGUUCGUGAUGAAGGGGCUGCGGCAACAAGGUGGUGACAUUGAGCUGAUGAACUGCAGCUCAACCAGCCAAGGUGGAGGGAUCUACAUCGGCCUCAGAGAUGGUGGCAACCUGGAACAAGAUGCUGGCUCGAUAAGUCUGAACAAAUGCUAUGUGGCUGGAGGCGACUUUCAGUUCGGCUUCGGAGGUGGGAUCUCCGUUGGGGACUCUGUCCGUCAGUCUGGCACUAUCCGUUUGGAAAAUUGUCAUGUCGAAGGCGGAUCUGGUGGUGGAAUGAAAGUGCGGCGGAUGCUGAACGUCAGCGGAUCAAUGUCCUUCUCAUCAUGCCGUGCCACAAAGGAUGGCGGAGCCUUCACCGCAGAUUCCGUCUAUGUUGAAGGUGGUGCGAAGCUGAGUUUCGACAAGUGCAGAGCAAAAGCAGGCGGAGCAUUGAAGCUGGAUAUGGGUUUUGAACAGCAGGGUGGCGAUGUGAGCUUCCGCAACUGUAGUACUUGGAAUGUCGGAGCGCAAGUUUUGAAGCUCAUGAGCGAAAAUGCCCGGCAUGGUCGUGGAGGUGGUGCCAUCUGGAUUCGCAAUGGGAAUCUCACGCAGACAGCUGGUGGCUUGAGAUUUUACGGAUGUGGUGGGGUCAAAGGUGGAGCUGUUUACAUUAGCGAAGGCCAUCUGAUUUUGAAGGGAGGGAAACAGGACUACGUUGAGUGCGUUGCCAGCUCGGGCGGAGGAGGUGUUUUUCUGCACAAGGGUCAUGUCUUCCAGCAGAAGACUGAUCUGACAUUUCAAAGCUGCAAAGCACAACGGAAGGGUGGUGCCGUAGAUGUGAGUCACGGCAGCUACUAUCAGAGUCCAGGAACUUUGUUGAACAUCACCAAGUGCGUGGCAAGAGACCAUGGAGGUGGGUUGUUUGCUUCUGAGUCCUUACAUCUGGCUGAUGUAGACUUUCGCGAAAACUUUGCCUGGGGUUCUGGCAUGGCAGCCAUUGCCCGAGAUGAUGUGGUCAUGGACUCCAUGCACUUCACCGGAGAUGGUGAGUCGGUCAUCAGUGCUCCACUGGUGGUGGUGCAAAAAACGGUGAACUGCACCGCCAGUCAACAGUGCCGUCUGCGUGCAAGGGAAGUCCAGGUGAACGAAUUUCUGUGCCCUAUUGGUGCUGGGCGCUACAAAGGCAGAUUGGCUGAGGGGUGUUUACCUUGUGUUGCUGGAAGGGUGCAGAUUCUUGAAGAAACAAACGCGUCAUGUGCACCUUGUCCAAGCAACUCCUUUUGUUCCGCGCAAUAUCUACGAGCCUUCCCAGGCUACAUGCUGAGCUCAGACAACAUCAGCCGUAUGUAUCACUGCCCCAACUCCAUGGCUUGCCCAGGAGGAGACUUGCCGAACAAGACCAAACCGAUGUGCGGGAAUGGCUACACUGGUCUGGGCUGUGCUGAAUGUGAAACCGCCACUCACGGCAAAUCAGAUGUCGACAUUCUGCAGUGUAUUCCAUGUGCCAAUGAGAGGAUGCAUUGGCCUUUGGCAUUGCCGGUGCAAGUCUCAUUGGAGACUUUGGAAGAGAAACAAAGCAAUGUUUUGCUGAAUCAGUUUAUGGCCUUUGCAGUGGUCGCUGGUUCGACGUUGUCCUCGACCAUGAAUACGAAGACGCUGAAGCAGUUCAGUAGUCGGAAUUCGGAUAUUGUGUGGUGGUCAGGCUUGCUCCAACCAGAUGCAGGUGCUUCUCUGGAAUGUAUCCUGGGCUACCUCGGCCUCCCAAAGACGGUGUGGCAUAGUCAUUUGAUCAGCUCUGUGACCCCUGUGCUUCUGAUGCUCCUAUUUGCUGUCAUAAAGGAUGUCCCCUCUGCUUUGAUGGUGGGAAGUAACUGCUUCUUGCCACGUUUUUGGGGCGACGUGGGUCGCUUUUUUGUUUGCUAUCGCAUAGAGCCGGAGGCAGAUGGUGGACAACAGAUUUGUCGCUUUCUUCCCCCGCAGCCCUGGGCGCUGCUGGCGCUGUUCGUGCUGCUCUUUCUGGGCGUCCUACUGGGCUGGUGGCGCAGCGUCACAGCGGCGGAGCGGCAAAGGGCCCAUGUGAUAUACCUUACCAGAGGAUAUCAACCACGGUAUGCAUCUUGGGAGUUGGAGCGCUUGGUGCGGAAGAUGGUCCUGAGGCUUUUUACAGCCUUGCUACCAGUGACCCUUUUUCCAGCAUUGCAUAUGGCAGGCAAUACCCUCGUUCUGCUUUUUGCGUGGACUGUGCACUUGCACGUUGCACCGUACCAGAGAGCCAAGUGGAAUGUCACCGAAGCUUUGCUACUCACCACGGCAUUGUUGAUGACCAUCCUUUCCAACUGCAUGAUCGCAAAUGAUUCACAUUGGGGACACUCUGUGCUGACGCAGUAUGUCCUGUUUUUCGUGAUCGUGUCCUUGGCUCUCGUCGCCUCCCUGGUUAUCUUGGUGAUGUUUCUGCUGCAAGUUUACCAAGAGAGGUUUGCACCACAAGAUGUCGAGAAGAAGACUUUGGAAGAGUGA